Molecule: messenger RNA, 661 nt
Organism: Vicugna pacos (alpaca)
Lineage: Eukaryota; Metazoa; Chordata; Mammalia; Artiodactyla; Camelidae
Source: RefSeq, a predicted model, not a curated record
GGGAGGACCCCAGGAGGGCAGGCCCAGCGCUCCAGAACUCUGGCAGCCAAGGCAGGAUGUGGCCAGGCAGGAGUCCCAAGGGUGGCUCCCAGCUUCGGGGGCCUUUAGGGGAGGAAGAGUAAGCUGCGGUGACUUGGCAGGGAUCCUAGGUCAAGGUAGGGCAGGGGGCCCCUAAGACAGCUCUGGGAUAGGGUUGCAGAUAAAUCCCAGGGUUACCAGCCUGGGAUCUUACUGCCCAGAAACUCCCUCGCCACAGGUGGAGCUCCAACAAGGAGACAUCCAAGAGGACAGAGACCUUCAGGGCUUUUCUGGAGACAGGCUCCGCUGGCUGGAGUCAGUGCCUGGGGAGACCUGCAUGGACAUACCCAUCAGCAGCAGAGACUUCCGCUGCCUGCAGCUGGCCUGUGUGGCCCUCAGCCUGGUGGCCGGCAGCAUCAUCAUUGGUGUCUCCGUGUCCAAAGCUGCAGCUGCCAUGGGUGGUAUCUUUAUUGGCGCCGCCAGUCUGGGGAGCCUGAGAAUCCAUCCUCAGCCAGGACCAGACCAUGGGGAGGGAAUAUCCAGCACCAACAGCAAUAAAGAGGGAGCCCGCAGCAGCCUGUCCACCGUGAGCCGAACCCUGGAGAAGUUGAAACCAGGGAGCCGGGGGGCUGGCGAGGGCUGA